This is a messenger RNA of Bipolaris sorokiniana ND90Pr, 627 nucleotides long. RefSeq lists its product as uncharacterized. The transcript is spliced from 2 exons. The record is from RefSeq and is a predicted model, not a curated record. Lineage: Eukaryota; Fungi; Ascomycota; Dothideomycetes; Pleosporales; Pleosporaceae. Gene Ontology annotation, cellular component: cytoplasm. The coding region runs from base 1 to 627 and encodes 208 amino acids.
AUGGCGUCUCUGGACCCAAAAGUUGCUUCGCUCGUCGACAAGGCUGCACGAGAGGAUGAUUCGGACGAAGAUGCACUCAUUGCCUCCCUGGAAGAUGACGAGGAGUUAGAUGCAUUCCGCGAGCAACGACUUCAACAGUUGCAUCAAGAGUACGACAAGGCGCGACGACUGAAAGAGAGCGACCAUGGGAGAUACUCCGAGAUUAAAGACGAGAAGGCUUUGAUGGACAUCACAACAAGCACUAAACUGUGUGUGGUGCACUUUUUCAAGCCCGACUUCAACCGCUGCCGCAUCAUGGAUACUCAUCUCGAGUCACUGGCCCCUUCACACUAUGAGGCCCGAUUUCUCAAGAUCAACGUCGAUAACUGUCCUUUUCUUGUUACUCGUCUGGGUAUCCAGGUCCUGCCAUGUGUCAUUGCCUUCAUUGACGGUGUGGGAGCUGAUCGCAUUAUUGGAUUUGAGGGGCUUGGUCACACUGAGCAAACAUUUACGACUCGCGAUCUGGAGGCUAGACUUAUUCGAGCAAACGUACUUGCAAGAAACAAGGUCAACGAGGAGGAUGAGAGGCAAAGGCUGCAGCGAAGCAAAGCAAAGGAGCAGGAAGACGAGGACGAAGAUUGGGACUGA